This is a messenger RNA of Arctia plantaginis, 1512 nucleotides long. NCBI's taxonomy places the organism in Eukaryota, Metazoa, Arthropoda, Insecta, Lepidoptera, Erebidae. The record is from the annotation of a GenBank genome assembly.
AUGCCGCACCAGUUCGGUGGCGCGGCGGGCGCGGGCGCGCUGGCGGGCGGCGCCUCGCCACCGGCGCAGCACGCAGCGCUUUUCCCGCGCUAUGCGGGUGCAGCAGGACCCGGCGCCGGCGCCUACCGUCCCGACGAGCGCCGCCUUACGAGGGAAGCCAUGGAGCGGUACCUACGGGACCGCAGUGACAUGGUCGUGGUUAUAUUACAUGCUAAAGUCGCCCAGAAGUCGUAUGGCAACGAGAAAAGGUUUUUCUGUCCCCCGCCAUGCAUUUACCUGUUUGGUGACGGCUGGCGACUGCGUCGUGAACGUAUGUUGCGUGAGGGUGAGACUGAGCAGGCGGCACAGCUGUGUGCUUUCAUAGGUAUCGGUAACUCAGAUCAGGACAUGCAACAGCUGGACUUGAAUAAUGGCAAACAGUAUUGUGCGGCCAAAACUCUGUACAUAUCUGAUUCUGAUAAGAGAAAGCAUUUCAUGUUAUCCGUGAAAAUGUUUUAUGGUAAUGGUCAUGAUAUAGGUAUUUUCAAUAGUAAGAGAAUAAAAGUGAUAUCAAAACCCUCCAAGAAGAAGCAGUCCUUAAAAAAUGCAGAUUUGUGUAUAGCUAGUGGAACGAAGGUAGCUUUAUUCAACCGCUUGAGGUCACAGACUGUAUCUACGCGAUACCUUCAUGUGGAGAAUGGUAAUUUUCAUGCAUCCUCCACUCAAUGGGGAGCAUUCACUAUCCACCUAUUGGAUGACAAUGAGAGUGAAUCUGAAGAGUUUGCAGUGAGAGAUGGAUAUGUCCAUUAUGGCUCUACAGUUAAAUUAGUUUGCUCAGUUACGGGUAUGGCACUACCCAGACUAAUAAUAAGAAAGGUGGACAAACAAAUGGCUCUCCUAGAAGCAGAUGAUCCAGUGUCUCAACUGCAUAAGUGUGCAUUUUAUAUGAAAGACACAGAACGCAUGUACCUGUGUCUGUCACAGGAACGCAUCAUACAGUUCCAAGCAACUCCAUGUCCAAAGGAGCCUAAUAAAGAAAUGAUCAAUGAUGGAGCUUGCUGGACUAUUAUAUCUACUGAUAAGGCAGAGUACCAAUUUUAUGAAGGAAUGGGACCAGUAAGGUCUCCAGUCACGCCAGUACCUCUUGUCCACUCACUAAACCUAAAUGGUGGAGGGGACGUUGCAAUGCUAGAGCUGGCAGGGGAUAACUUCACGCCUUCAUUGCAAGUAUGGUUCGGCGACGUGGAAGCUGAGACUAUGUACCGAUGUGCUGAGUCUAUGUUGUGUGUUGUACCAGAUAUCUCGCAGUUUAGAGGACAAUGGCUAUGGGUUCGUCAGCCAACGCAGGUGCCUGUAUCAUUGGUGAGAAACGACGGUAUAAUAUAUGCGACGGGGCUUACGUUUACGUAUACACCAGAGCCGGGCCCUCGACCCGUCUGCCCACCGGUCGACGACGUCAUGCGGCCCGACCAGUCCGCAAGCUGGCACCAUGAACACAACGCUCACAGGCUACCGGACAAUACUCUCCAAUAG